Messenger RNA from Rhipicephalus microplus (southern cattle tick), 3107 nucleotides. RefSeq lists its product as uncharacterized. The record is from RefSeq and is a predicted model, not a curated record. NCBI's taxonomy places the organism in Eukaryota, Metazoa, Arthropoda, Arachnida, Ixodida, Ixodidae.
AGGGAUCAUCUUCAGCCCGUGGUGGAAACGAGGACAUAUGGCCGCUGCAGCAGCCAAACCUUGGUUUGGCAUUGCCAAGUAUUGCUGCAUCGUUGCCAGUGGACUUUUCUCCUGAAAACCAGCCUUCGUCAGCAACGAUAAAACCACCUGGUUUCAUCAUCCCGAGCAUGAAUUCCAGUACCCAAGCACCUGGAAAAAGUCCACCAACCUCCAAUGCCCAUUCUGAUUCAUUGGUUCAAAAUCACUUUGGACCAAGCAAGUAUACGAGCAAAUAUUCUGCUACUAAUGGCACAGCUGAUGAGAAGACUUCAUCGAAUGCAAGUUUCACUGGAACUUUGCCUGACCCUGAUCCAGUUUCCCUAACUACAGAGUCAACUGCUUCGUCACACAUUCCACCGGUUAGCCAAGCUUUUCUUGGUGUUACAGAACAAAUGGCACAUGAUAUGACACCUGCAUAUUUUGCUGUGGAGCCAGAUAUUACACUUGCAAAUUCAACAGCAUCAGCUACGAAGGUGCCUGCUGCAACAAAUGUUGAAUGCUCUGGUACCAGUGGUGCAUUCGACAAGAACUCUCUAGAGUCUAACUUUGUGAACUGCAGUGUGGAAGCCCCUAUUUCCACCAUCCAUGACAAUGCUGUUUACUGUACAGCUAUGAAAGAUGUGCCUUCAAACACCAUGCCUGAUAGUAAUGCUAUAAGGGAGACUACUUUACCUAUAACUUCAAGCCUCCAGUCUAUUCCUGCAUACACAGCAAAAUCCUAUGCUACUACAUGGUCUACUUCAACUUCGCAGGCUUAUAUAGUGUCCAACGGCACCACACAGGCUGAUUGCUUAGUGUCACCAUCCCUUGCGGAAAAUGCAUUGAACAGCCAAGUGUCCUGGAUGCACACAUCUGAGCCAUAUGCAUCUGAGCCAUAUGAAUCUGAGCCAUAUGAAUCUGAGCCAUAUGCAUCUGAGCCAUAUGCAUCUGAGCCAUACGCAUCUGAGCCAUACGCAUCUGAGCCAUAUGCAUCUGAGCAAUAUACAUCUCAGCCAUAUACUUUUGAUCUUACCACCUCACAGUCACAUAGUUUGCCUCAAAGUGUCACACUUCCCGACUGCUCGCUGGCAAACGAUUCCCAGAGCACCACUACUGACAUUGCUACUUCAGAAAUUUCAUCGAAGAGCAGCACCAAUAUUUCAAGCAAGCCUAUCGAUAAUAUUUUUCAUUCAUACGAAAGUGACACACCAGUUUCUCAGACUCUCGCACCUAAUCUUUCAAUGGCUGAGGCUGUCACUUCAUCUGAUACAUCGUUACCUGAUUCUUCAUCGUCCUCUAAGCUUGCAUUCAGUACAGCUAUGUCAGGCAGCUCCACAUGUGCCACCUCUAUUUCUCAUCCUAUUUGGCAUAACACUUCAACAAAUUCUGCAAUUUUUAACUGCUCAGUACCACCUCCAUUGUUGUCCACCUCACUUGGUAACAUAAACUGUGGUGGAAUUCCUUGGACAUUCCCUUGGCCACCUCCACAUCCUGUCCACGAUGCUCUACCGAGACCACCUGCUUGGCAUCAGCAUGAACCUGCACCAUGGUCUACACAUGGCCCUAGGGCUGGCGCUUUCAUUUGUAAUUUACCUGGCCAUGGAAACUGUACACCAACGUGCCAUAUUCGUGUGUCUCCACCACCUAGCACACGGCCUCCAGCAUCUACUUUUGGGAACACUCAUCUUCGACUGGGUGCUAGGCCCUCUUGGCCCACUUCAUGGAACCCCUUUUGGCCUGGUCAUGGUCAGUUGACCUGGCCAUGGUCUGCUUGGUUACUGCCACCAUUAGAUAACAGGAGCACUCAGGAAUCGAUCUCUAGGGCAAUUGGCAGGCCUAUGCAGUCUACUUGGCCCCCAGCACCGUGGACUCAGUUGAGGAUGAGAGCUGCAGCUAUGCCUCCUCCAAGCACACAGCCAGUUGCCACACCUACCUUUGGGCAAAUUCUGCACCCACCACCUCAACGACCACCCGCAGCUGCUGAAACUGGCCCAUACCAAGGACAAUCUCUUGCUGGUGCUAAAACUCCUUUAAAACCGACAGCUGACUCAUUGCGUGGCCCAUGGCUUCAUCCUCCGCCUCCUACACCCCGUGAUGGACACCCUGUAGCUCCUCGGCCAGGCUUGCUUAAUAUUCCCUCCACUGUGAAUAUUGCGCCUUCAGCCAGCAUAACUACAUCCUCUUCUUUACCAGUGCGGUCAGAGUCCACAGCCACACAUGUCACAAAAAGCAUUACUGGUCCAUCUUCCCGACACACGCCACUUCCCAUACCACGCCAUACUCCUAAGUUUGUGCAAGGCCGUUGUUUUAAACCGCAGGCUGGAGCUAACACCAAAAUAACUUCAGUUAAUCCUCCACCAAAACUACCACCACGCUUAGCAACACGUCUGAAUGCAAAGCUUUCCAGGCGACCGGCUAGUACAUCAAGCUAUGAGAAUGGUGCUGACACAUCCAAUAUGCCAGAGAUGGGCAAGUCAAAGAUAGCUGUAAGUGAGCCCUGCAAAGAUGCUUCUCAAACUGUUCCUGAAACAGCCCGUCGGCCCUCCAUUAAAACAUCCAAGGACCCUUCUCACACAGUUCCUGAAAUGUCUAGCCAGGAGCCAGCUAAACGCUGUAAAGACUCUUCUCAAGCCGUUUCUGAAACAGCCGGUAGAGCACCUGUUGCUGAUGCUCCAAUAGAACGUCACGGUAAAGCACUGACCAAGACUGGAAGCACUGGACACAAUGCUAAAGGGGGAUCCGCAUGUUCAUCCUUGAGCGUCUCUUCAGGGCAGUGGCGUAGAACUCCCCACUUCAAGAGCACGCCUGGUGUCUCAAGCCACAGCGUGCAGAACAGUGAGCAGAACGGGAGGGCACCACCACUGUUGGAAAGACGUCGUCCGGAGACUUUUCUGCCAUAUUCGUAUGGAAGGAGGAAGAAACGUCGUUAAGCUUCUCAAUGAAUAAAUUUUAUUCAGCUCAGUGCAUGAACAACACAGGGAGAAAAAUGGUGUGAUUGCUGUCAUACUUCUUGUUCCCUGUUGCCACCUGUUGUUUGCUAUCUUGUGUGUUUUCAUGGUUAAUAAAACCCUUUUCAAGUUGUCAGUUCA